CCACCGCGGGGCGGGGCCGAGUGUGGAGGCCGCUGCUGCUGCUUCGUCGCUGUCCGGCUGCGCUGCAGGGCGCGGCUGCCCCCCGCCCCCGGGGCUGCCCUUCCUCUCGGCCGGCGGCUCCCCGCGCUCAGAUUUUCUUACCGGUGCUGUAACAGUGUGAGGAAUACAGAUCCACAAAGAUGAGUGAGCUAGAGCAGUUACGGCAGGAAGCGGAGCAACUGCGGAAUCAGAUCAGAGAUGCCAGAAAAGCAUGUAGUGACACAACUCUUGCUCAGAUCACCACAAGUCUGGACUCAGUGGGGCGAAUCCAAAUGCGAACAAGGCGUACGCUGAGAGGUCACUUAGCUAAAAUCUAUGCUAUGCACUGGGGAUCUGAUUCAAGGCUACUAGUCAGCGCUUCCCAAGAUGGAAAAUUAAUUAUUUGGGAUAGUUAUACAACAAAUAAGAUGCAUGCCAUUCCCUUGAGAUCUUCCUGGGUAAUGACUUGUGCGUAUGCACCUUCUGGCAAUUACGUCGCCUGUGGUGGAUUGGACAACAUCUGCUCCAUAUACAAUUUGAAAACCAGAGAGGGCAACGUGAGAGUGAGCAGAGAGUUGCCGGGGCACACAGGAUACCUGUCUUGCUGUCGUUUUCUAGAUGACAACCAAAUUGUCACAAGCUCAGGAGAUACCACCUGUGCUCUAUGGGAUAUUGAAACUGGUCAACAGACAACCACAUUCACAGGGCACACUGGUGAUGUCAUGAGUCUAUCUCUCAGUCCAGACAUGAGGACUUUUGUUUCGGGUGCCUGUGAUGCCUCUUCCAAGCUUUGGGAUAUUCGAGAUGGGAUGUGCAGGCAGUCUUUCACGGGGCAUGUGUCCGACAUUAACGCAGUUUGUUUCUUUCCCAAUGGGCACGCAUUUGCUACUGGGUCUGAUGAUGCCACUUGUCGACUUUUUGACCUGCGUGCAGAUCAGGAGUUAAUGAUGUAUUCUCAUGACAACAUCAUCUGUGGAAUCACUUCUGUAGCCUUCUCAAAAAGUGGCCGCCUUUUGCUAGCAGGUUAUGAUGAUUUCAACUGCAACGUGUGGGAUACUUUAAAGGGGGAGAGAGCAGGUGUCCUUGCUGGUCAUGACAACCGUGUCAGCUGUUUAGGUGUUACUGAUGAUGGCAUGGCUGUAGCUACAGGGUCUUGGGACAGUUUUCUCAGAAUCUGGAAUUAACUGGGGGACAAACACGUACAUUCUCCACUGAGACCUGGAGAGAUCAAUGCUGCAGCCUAUAGCUGUGAAAUAACAUUUCUACCUUGUAUUUGCAGGUGAAGUUUUUCUAUUCACUGAUUAUUACACAAAAAGGCUUUCUGUAAACUAGAAAAAAAUCAAGUGAAGAAAUUGGGGAGGGGGAGAAAUCACUGACUUUUUAAAAGGGGCCAGCACAUAUAAUCAUGGUGACUGAGAAACUAAGAGCCAGGCUUUUUGGUUUUGGUGGUUUGGUUAGAUUGCCCUUGAAGAAUUUCUGCUUGUGCUCAAAGUCUGCCAAUUCUGUACUUUUUUUGUACAUAACAGAAUAUACACAUUAUAGCAGCCAAUCAUGUAACAUUUGUCUGUAUGUAAAGAAAUACGUUUGCAUUUUUUUAAGGAACUACAUUUAUAGCUUUGCAUUUAACCUGAGAUGUCACUUCUGAGUUUUGUAGUGGAUGAACUAGAUUGCUGUUUUAAACGUUUUUGUGAAUUUACUGUAGAUAAAGUGAAGCCAAUGGUAUGUGUGUGUUUUUAUAAUGGAAGGCAUUUGACUUACGACUUUUUUUUUUUUAAAAAAAGGCCCUGAAGACUCCUCGGUAAUACCUAGCGCCUUACUCAUUCACUCUUUGACCUGUUUGCCUAUGUAAAGCGAGCAUGGAGGUUAGUCCUCCUUGCCAGUAGUUCUUGGUCCAUCCAUCAGUAGUCAUGGCCUCCACGCACCAAUGAGUUAAAUUCCACUAGGCACAUUUAAAAGAAGGAUUUGAAAGCCCGGUGCCAGGAGUUUGAGCUUCCUUUCCGCAGCUUCUCAUGCAAGUUCUUUCAUGUAGAACUCAGUACAUAAGCCAAGUGACCUGCUUUGCUUCUAGUAAGUGGCCAAGCGCUUUUCCUUUUGACAGUGUAGUUGUAAACACCAUGACGCUGACCCAGGAGAGUCCAGCUAGCGUGCACUGCUGAGGUUGCACAGCCUGGAUUUCACCGCAUAGAUUGGAGGAACUUGAAAGCCUAUUCUCAAAACCUGCUGUUCAUUUACAAACAGGCCCAGAAGGAAUUCAGGAGGAUUUCUCUGAAAUUUCCAAAAGGGCCUUUGGGGCACACAGGCGUUCACUGCGCACUGUACAACCGCAAGGUUCGAGGGUAGCCCUGCCAUGCCACCACAGAACACGCUGGCUGCGCAUACGUGUAGUGAGGACUAAAUGAUGUAACCACGUUAUUUACAACGAACCAGUAACUUCUGUGAUCCGUGUCAAUAAUUGUGCUCAAAAUUAAAAACCCUGCUAGCUCAUUUACAGCUGCAGUGGCCCCUUCGUAGGCUUAUUAUUAGAUGCCACCGAUUUUGCGGACUGACGCAGUAAUAGCAACUUCCUUUCACAUUCUUGACCUACGCUUAGGUGCAGUUUACUUCAUAAUGUGAAACGUAUGUCCUGAGUGAGAAUAUUUGAGCUAGUAAGAAUGACCUUACUGCUUCGGGCUGUGCCCAUUCAUACCCUCAUGAAACUCCCAUGGAAACCACUUAACGCUUUGGUGCAGGCAGUGCGACCAUGCUUGUGAUGGAUGUGCUGUAGGAAAUCAGAUUAGGACGUGAAAGGACACAGGGGUCUUGGGAAAAGGGGGAUUGUUUCUAUUGGCUUCUCUUCAGUGUUUAUGUUCAAUAACGCAUAUUCAAACAGAUUAUCAAAUCGAAGGCUAGUGUUAACCUGCUGCCCCCACCUGAAAUUGUGAAGAGUCUGAACAUCCUGGGGUCGGUUUGUGAACAUAAGUGCCCAGGUUUUUGUAGUAUAAAAAUCAGAUUGUUGCUGAGACCACUGUUUGUCAAGUUUCUACCACUUGUAGUCCUAACGUCAGUACUUCCAGACUGUGCCUGUAAACUUGCCAUGUUUACGAUGGUGAAGGUGCCAAUACACGUGCCAACUGCAGUAAAUUCAGUAUCGGUUAAAAAAGCACAUCUCGUGCUGGAGAAGUAUACGCUUUACUAAAGGUAGACUGUGGUGUAGGACCAAAAUCCCGCUCUGUUGUACAUCGCAGGAGCUCCUUGGCAUUUUGUUUUCUGAGUUGUUUGCAUUAACAGAACUAUCCGUGUCUUGUCCAAGAGAGCAGCAAUUUGAGAUCAGGCAGAACACUUGCUUUAGUUUUUAAUGGCGCACUUGAUUUUUUUUAGAUUUGCAGGUCCUGUGAGUGAAUCGCUCUGAGAAUGUUAGUGAGCUUUGGCAGGAAAGUGUCCUUCAAAAAUAUUUAAACAAUAAUUAAAAAAAAAAAAAAAGUUUCCCAUAUAAAGGUGUAUCUAGAAGCGAUUUGUCUAGUCAACAUCCCAUGGCAAAGCUGUGUGCUGUGUUUGCAAUCUGAUAUAAAUUAUCUUAGUAGUUAUAAAACAUUCAGAACCCCUCAAGUGGUAGCUUUGUUCUGUUUAAACCUUCAAACAACCUGGUACCCAAGGUCCGGGCUUUAUGCCACCCUUAUUGCAAGGAAUGUCACUCCAGCUGUUUGGCAGCCCUUCUUGUGGCUUCAGCAGCUUUUGAAAUAAUAGGAGGCAGCAGUAGAAUUUACUACAAAGCCCCUUUCAAAGGGUAUUGCAAAUCUUGCCCCCUUUUUGCUGUUCAGUGUACGCAGAGAGCGUCUCAGUGCUUGUGCUGCACACCUGGUGUCACACUCAUGCUUGUUUCUGGACUGGCACGUCAGCAGGGGAGCAUCUAUCUGGAAACAAUAUUUAACUCCUGCUGGGAGCUGGCACAAAGCUUUGGCUUACCGCACCAGUGUGAUGGCUGCUCCCGAGUUCCUGGUGUAUAAUCCCCGUGGUUUUUUUAUUUGUAAAAAGCCCUUAGUGCACAUUAGGCGGAGAUGAAACAAUGGCCUAAAUUUGCUGUUACAGAAAAUUCAGGCUCUGGGUGAGCGUUUAGGGUGGCCCAUUUGCUUAGAUGGAUGCAGCUUAAGGGUUAAAUGAGCACCAGGUCUCAUCUUCUGCUGUGAAGGCAUUAAAGCCACCGUUUGCAGGUUUCACUUGAAAGCUUUCCCCCAACUCCUGCAUUUCAAAGGAAAUGUCUUGUGGGAAUUGGUAGACUGUGCUGAUAUAUGCCUGUGCUUAAUAUAAGCUCAGGGGUACGGGUUAGCGUAGCUUCUAACUGUAAUAUAGGUAGCGAGUUUUACAGCACUAGGGGGUAUGCAUUAAACUGCCCUAAAAAGUUGACCUCCAGGUUACAGAACUGUCCUAAUUCCAGAUAAUUUAAUGUGGCUACAAAAAUAGACUAGGCUUUGGCUUGUUACUGCUUGGCGCUAAAAUAGUUAUGAUCGUUGUACCAAGUACUUGCGGUUGGUACCAACGUAACUUUUCCCCCAGUCUCUGUUCUAACACAGAAUCCAUUUUUUAAGCAUAUUUGACAUGAAACGGCCUCGGGAAGAUGUAAUUGGCUGGAGCUGGAGCUUGGAACUACGUGCCUCUCCCAGUUACAGACUGCGUUAGUUCAGGUAGAGCUGCCUGUCAGCAUGUCUUCAUGUUGAUUCGCUUUCUUUUGGAGGAUCUGGAGGAAGCAAGCAAGCAAGCCUCCAAGUUGGGCAUGUUCCCAGGUACAGUAGGACUCUGUCACUUCUAGCAGGAGUAAGAGCAGGACUGAGAUUCUGGAAACCACCAAAAGCUUCUCAAUGGCAUCUUGUUCAUGUAGAUCACCUAGAGUAAUGUGUGCGCCUGCCUCCAUCUGUCUCCAGACCUUUUUUUUCUGUUUCUUUUCCGUAACCUCAUUACCAUCUGCCUUCCUGAACUGCAGAUGCUCAAGUGUCUGGUUCAGUAUCUCAUUUGGAGUAGAGAAGCAGGUCGGACCAGCUUUCCUUUGAGGGGAGGGGUUGACCCUGACUUGGCAGCGCGGGGUUUGCAUACCAGCUCGUCCUUGUGCGCUCCCUGUAACGUACAGGUUGGAAGCGGUCAGCUCCAAAUUCAGCUGGUGUAACCACUUGUCCCGCAGAUGAGGUUCACUUCACUUCAGGGUGGAUCCAAGACGGUAGUCGUGAAAACAUUCCAAGAGUGCUUAGUCUUUCCUCUUCGAGGACGCUGUCACCUCCACUAGGUUUAGUGCUGUGCUUUAAAAUGUUGGUGAGAAUAGGUAAUGGUUCAUUCAAAUAGUUGGUAUAAAUGGUUGUGUAGCAGAAUGACAGAUUUUGAGAUAGCAUUUCCUGUAAAAGUAAUUAAGCAUGGGGUUGAUGGUGCACUUUGUAUACAGUAAUCUGGCGUGCAUGCUGGUCAAACUACUUCCUACACUUCAGAGGCACCACGAGCCUUUUUAUCCAAUUGCUGGUUAUGUAAAAUACAUGCAGAAUGUUAAUGCAGUGUUGUUAUGGUAAAUGUGUGAACAGUGUUACUAAUUGAUAUAACUGAUAACAGAUUACAUGUGCCUGACAUUCUUAUACCACACAGUAUGUUUAGGUUUUGACUAAUAUGGAAUUCAGUGGAAUAGUCUUAGGUAUUUCAAGCCUUUGUUUUACUUACACGAUGGUGCUCUCUUUGUGUUUCUCCUUUAAAAAAAAAAAAAAUAGCAUCUAAACACUUGUACUACAUAUGACAUCCAAAGGAGUCCAAAACUAACUGCUUCUAAACAUGCUUGAUUCUUUAGUUUGUCUUUAACUCGAAUCCAGCAUUUCUCAUCUAAAGGUUUUUAUUUUCCUUUCACUUGUUGCUGAUUACUUUGAUGGAAAACUUCAGUCAUGUUACCAAUUAUGAAGUGAUUCUGCACUGCCUCUGGGUUGUGUAUGUAUUCAGAAACAGUCUUAAAGCUUUUAUUUAAGCUAAUUAAAAAAAAAAAACCAGGGACUUGUGCCAUUUGUUCUUUAACAGUGCUGUUGUAUAAAGACUUCCCUGUGAAAAAAAUCACUCGCUAUGAACUCUGUUUAUAGCUUUUUUUCCACAAUGGAUCUUUUCUUUGUAUUUGUACAGUGGCUCAGUGGAAGAUGUUGCCAUGAGUUGAUAUUGUAACCAAUAAACAAGUGCUUUUAACCAGA
Molecule: messenger RNA, 6197 nt
Organism: Alligator mississippiensis (American alligator)
Lineage: Eukaryota; Metazoa; Chordata; Crocodylia; Alligatoridae
Gene: GNB4
Product: G protein subunit beta 4
Exons: 10
Coding region: 180-1202 (340 amino acids)
Biological process (GO): G protein-coupled receptor signaling pathway
Cellular component (GO): cytoplasm; heterotrimeric G-protein complex
Molecular function (GO): protein binding; signaling receptor complex adaptor activity
Source: RefSeq, a predicted model, not a curated record